This is a messenger RNA of Kockovaella imperatae, 1687 nucleotides long. Its product is annotated as UbiA prenyltransferase family-domain-containing protein. The transcript has 5 exons. The coding region runs from base 109 to 1389 and encodes 426 amino acids. Gene Ontology annotation, cellular component: mitochondrial inner membrane. NCBI's taxonomy places the organism in Eukaryota, Fungi, Basidiomycota, Tremellomycetes, Tremellales, Cuniculitremaceae. Gene Ontology annotation, biological process: ubiquinone biosynthetic process. The record is from RefSeq and is a predicted model, not a curated record. Gene Ontology annotation, molecular function: 4-hydroxybenzoate polyprenyltransferase activity.
CUAGUACUUCCGAUUGGCAUUUCCCGAAAUUCAGCACAUGCACAUCAACCUCAUCCUGUUGUCUACACAUCGACUGGCAAGGAGUCAAGUACGCCUCGCUCUGUCACGAUGAUCUCGACAGGGAUGCUAGCGAGCUGCAGUCGACCAGUCCGGGCAACAACACCUCGUCUGCCUAUCGUGCUCAACCUCUGCCCAAGAGCCAAUCUCGCCAGUCUCGCAUUUCGGGCAUCGAGCAUUCCAUGUAUUCUCAGACCUUUUCCUUCACGGAGGAGCUCCUCCUCCUGCUCUUCCCUCUCUCGCUCAUCAAUCACUCCUCCAGUGACCUUCCAGCCCCAUCUCCAUGCAUCAACGACAAGGCAUCGAUCAUCAUCCUCACGAAGCACCACACCCUCCUCUACGCCGUCUCCUCCCGGAGUCGUCACUGAACUUGCAUUUCCCAAAGUCCCUAGUCCGCCGACAAUCUGGGAUAAGGUCUUACCUCGAUGGGCGGCUGGAGCGAAGCCUUAUUUGUUAAUAUCCCGGGUGGAUAAGCCUAUAGGCUGGAUAUUGCUUUAUUGGCCAUGUGCCUGGUCCAUUACCAUGGCAUCAACAGUCCACCACCUUCCACCUACUGUUCCUGCCUUUUACAUGACUCUCUUCGCGGUGGGAGCCAUGGUCAUGCGAGGAGCAGGCUGCACAAUCAACGAUAUGUGGGAUCAGAAGUUUGAUAAAGCCGUCGAGAGGACCAGAUGGAGACCAUUAGCCAACGGCGAUAUGACUCAGUUUCAGGCACUAUCCUUCCUGGGCGCUCAAUUGAGCGUGGGACUCUUAGUGUUGACUCAACUCAACUGGUACUCUAUCGUCUUGGGUGCUUCUAGUCUUGGACUGGUAGUUGUCUACCCAUUCAUGAAGCGCAUUACAUACUACCCUCAAUUCGUCCUGGGCCUCGCAUUCAAUUGGGGAGCCUUCCUUGGAUGGUCUGCUGUCACUGGAGCCGUCGACUGGGUAGUCACUGUCCCCAUGUACAUCGGCGGUGUACUCUGGUGUGUCAUGUAUGAUACAAUCUACGCGCAUCAGGACAAACGAGACGAUAUUCUGGUCGGAGUCAAAUCUAUCGCUCUUCGAUUCCCAUCAGAUUCAGCAUCUCGAACGCUCAUUUCUUCCCUCAGUGCAUCAUUCGUGGGCCUCAUGACUUUGACCGGACAUUUGGCUGGGCUAGGACCAUGGUACUAUGCCAUUUCAUGUGCUGGAACGGCAUUGCACCUUGGAUGGCAGUGCAAGACGGUCAAUUUUGACAGCCGACCCGACCUGUGGAAAAAGUUUUGCAGCAAUGGUUGGCUUGGGGGUCUAGUAUGGCUUGGUAUAGCUGCCGACUAUGUCAGCAGGGUCAUGGUGCCGGGUCUGUACUAGGGCGGAUCUCGACGGUCGCCACCUGGCGGGAGAAGGGGGUGUCUAUAAUGGGGAGUCCAAUAGGGGCAGAAGACGGACAUUGCAUUGGCUCUUUGGUCUACAAGAAUAGUCCCUGCUGUGUUCAAGGAGUGCCUGAGGAUGGUCAGCACUAACGAUGCAGUGGUCGACUUACCUCCCAAAAAUCUAUCUGCGCGUUCCCUCUGCUGCUCCCAAGAAUCUCGGAACACGACAAUACCGACUAGAAUACCAGCCACAAAAAAGACACAAGCUUGCAAGAGCCAAAACGCGCCUGAAAGAU